This is a messenger RNA of Suricata suricatta (meerkat), 2086 nucleotides long. RefSeq names its product NLR family pyrin domain containing 10 (gene NLRP10). The transcript is spliced from 2 exons. Gene Ontology annotation, biological process: positive regulation of inflammatory response. The record is from RefSeq and is a predicted model, not a curated record. The coding region runs from base 1 to 1698 and encodes 565 amino acids. NCBI's taxonomy places the organism in Eukaryota, Metazoa, Chordata, Mammalia, Carnivora, Herpestidae. Gene Ontology annotation, cellular component: cytoplasm.
AUGGCCCUGGUCCACACCCCCCAAGAGGCACUGAUCUGGACCUUGAGUGAUCUUGAGGAGAAAAGCUUCAAGCUAUUCAAGUUCCACUUACGGGACAGAAGCCUGCCUGAGGGGCAGCCGAAGCUGGCUCGGGGGGAGCUGGAGGGCCUGAGCCCCGUGGACCUGGCUUCUUUGCUGAUUUCACUCUACGGCGCACAGGGGGCAGUGAAGCUGGUGUUCAGGGUCCUGAAGGUCAUGAACCUGUUGGAGCUAGCAGACCAGCUCAGCCGCAUCUGUCUGAAUGCCCCGCCCAUAGUGGUAUUACAGGGGUCUGCUGGCACUGGAAAAACAACACUGGCCAGAAAAAUGGUGCUGGACUGGGCCACUGGCUCCCUCUACCCAGGCCAGUUUGAUUAUGUCUUUUAUGUCAGCUGCAGAGAAGUGGUCCUGUCACAGGAGGGCACAUUGGAUCAGUUCCUCUUCUGGUGUUGUGGGGACAACCAAGCGCCUGUGGCAGAGAUAUCGAGGGAACCAGAGCGGCUGCUGUUCAUCCUGGAUGGCUUUGAUGAGCUGCAGAGGCCCUUUGCAAAGGGCUUGAAGAGGCUGAGUCUGAGUCCCCUGGAGAAAAUGCUGCACUGUCUAAUUAGGAGAGAGGUGCUUUCCACAUCUUCACUUCUUAUAACCACCCGGCCCCAGGGUUUGUGGAAUCUGAAGCCCUUGCUGAAACAGCCACAUCAUAUUCACAUCUUAGGCUUCUCUGAGGAUGAGAGGAGGAGGUAUUUCAGCUCCUAUUUCAUGGAUGAGGAGCAAGCCAAAAAUGCCUUUGACAUUGUACAAGGGAAUGAGGUUCUCUACAAAUCAUGUCAGAUUCCAGGCAUUUGCUGGCUGGUCUGCUCCUGGUUGAAGGGGCAGAUGGAGAGGGGCAGUGAGAUCUCAGAGACUCCCAGUAAUAGCACCGACAUCUUCAUGGCCUAUGUCUCCACCUUCCUGCCACCCAGUGACAAUGGAGGCAGCUCUGAGUUUACCCGGCACAGGGUCCUGAGGGGUCUGUGCUCCUUAGCAGCUGAGGGGAUCCAGCACCAGAGGUUCAUGUUUGAAGAAGCUGACCUCAAGAAGCACAAUUUAGAUGAGACCAGGCUUGCUGCUUUCUUGAGCAGCAUGGAUUACCAAGAGGGACUUGACAUCAAGAAGUUCUAUACCUUCUGCCACAUUAGCCUCCAGGAAUUUUUUCAUGCCAUGUCCUACCUGGUGAAAGAGGACCAGAGUCAGCUGGGGAAAGAGUCCUGCAGAGAAGUGAACAGGCUUCUAGAUGAGGAGGGGCAGGCAGGGAAUGAGGAGAUGACACUGAGUAUGGGGUUUUUAUUGGACAUGUUGAAAAAAGAGACCUCCUCGAGUUUUGAGCUAAAGUUCUCCCUCAAAAUUUCUCCCUUGGUCAAGCAGGAUCUGAAGCAUUUUAUAGAACAAAUGGAAUCUAUAAAGUAUAACAGGACCUGGGAUUUGGAAUUAUCUCUGUAUAAGUCUAAAAUAAAGAAUCUGGUAAAGGGCGUUCAGCUGAGCGAUGUAUUGUUUAAGAUGGAACAUUCAAAUAAAAAGAAAUCCCACGGCAAGAACCCAUUUUUUAUCAAAAUCAACUGGAAAGAAAAACAAAAAUGUCCUGUGGUGGGCAAAGAUGAUAGAGCAAAGGCUCACAAGGAGGCUUCUAAUGGAAAAGGCAGAUGAAUGAGAGACGUAGAGGGUAGUGGUGGGGGUAGGGACCGGAGGAUAGGGGAAGACGGAGUGUAAAAAGGAAUGGAGAGAUGAGAGAUUACACUAAUGGGCACUAGGAGAAGAGGGGCAGAAGAGCAAACAGAAAAGAAAAUUGGAUAAUAGAGGAUCAGAAAACUUGGAACAUAGGACGUGGGAAAGUCCAUGUGGAAUGAGUUCCCAUGAACAACCACAUUCACUGUCAACGGCUCAAAAUCAGUUAUUUAAAAUUCCCUCCUCCUAGAGGCUGUUUAUAACCUCCUAUACUGUAGAGUUUCGGUAACCCCUCUUAUAUGUCAAUGUCAGUGACCAAAUAUGUGAUUUGACUUUGUAUAAAAUAAACUUCUUUUAAAAAAUUUUAAAA